AUGGGCUCAUCUCGGGCACCCUGGAUGGGGCGUGUGGGCGGGCACGGGAUGAUGGCACUGCUGCUGGCUGGUCUCCUCCUGCCAGGGACCUUGGCUAAGAGCAUUGGCACCUUCUCAGACCCCUGUAAGGACCCCAUGCGUAUCACCUCCCCUAACGACCCCUGCCUCACUGGGAAGGGUGACUCCAGCGGCUUCAGUAGCUACAGUGGCUCCAGCAGUUCUGGCAGCUCCAUUUCCAGUGCCAGAAGCUCUGGUGGUGGCUCCAGUGGUAGCUCCAGCGGAUCCAGCAUUGCCCAGGGUGGUUCUGCAGGAUCUUUUAAGCCAGGAACGGGGUAUUCCCAGGUCAGCUACUCCUCCGGAUCUGGCUCUAGUCUACAAGGUGCAUCCGGUUCCUCCCAGCUGGGGAGCAGCAGCUCUCACUCAGGAAGCAGCGGCUCUCACUCGGGAAGCAGCAGCUCUCAUUCGAGCAGCAGCAGCAGCUUUCAGUUCAGCAGCAGCAGCUUCCAAGUAGGGAAUGGCUCUGCUCUGCCAACCAAUGACAACUCUUACCGCGGAAUACUAAACCCUUCCCAGCCUGGACAAAGCUCUUCCUCUUCCCAGACCUUUGGGGUAUCCAGCAGUGGCCAAAGCGUCAGCUCCAACCAGCGUCCCUGUAGUUCGGACAUCCCCGACUCUCCCUGCAGUGGAGGGCCCAUCGUCUCGCACUCCGGCCCCUACAUCCCCAGCUCCCACUCUGUGUCAGGGGGUCAGAGGCCUGUGGUGGUGGUGGUGGACCAGCAUGGUUCUGGUGCCCCUGGAGUGGUUCAAGGUCCCCCCUGUAGCAAUGGUGGCCUUCCAGGCAAGCCCUGUCCCCCAAUCACCUCUGUAGACAAAUCCUAUGGUGGCUACGAGGUGGUGGGUGGCUCCUCUGACAGUUAUCUGGUUCCAGGCAUGACCUACAGUAAGGGUAAAAUCUACCCUGUGGGCUACUUCACCAAAGAGAACCCUGUGAAAGGCUCUCCAGGGGUCCCUUCCUUUGCAGCUGGGCCCCCCAUCUCUGAGGGCAAAUACUUCUCCAGCAACCCCAUCAUCCCCAGCCAGUCGGCAGCUUCCUCGGCCAUUGCGUUCCAGCCAGUGGGGACUGGUGGGGUCCAGCUCUGUGGAGGCGGCUCCACGGGCUCCAAGGGACCCUGCUCUCCCUCCAGUUCUCGAGUCCCCAGCAGUUCUAGCAUUUCCAGCAGCUCCGGUUUACCCUACCAUCCCUGCGGCAGUGCUUCCCAGAGCCCCUGCUCCCCACCAGGCACCGGCUCCUUCAGCAGCAGCUCCAGUUCCCAAUCCAGUGGCAAAAUCAUCCUUCAGCCUUGUGGCAGCAAGUCCAGCUCUUCUGGUCACCCUUGCAUGUCUGUCUCCUCCUUGACACUGACUGGGGGCCCCGAUGGCUCUCCCCAUCCUGAUCCCUCCGCUGGUGCCAAGCCCUGUGGCUCCAGCAGUGCUGGAAAGAUCCCCUGCCGCUCCAUCCGGGAUAUCCUAGCCCAAGUGAAGCCUCUGGGGCCCCAGCUAGCUGACCCUGAAGUUUUCCUACCCCAAGGAGAGUUACUCGACAGUCCAUAA
Messenger RNA from Pan troglodytes (chimpanzee), 1590 nucleotides. It is a transcript of the gene CDSN, whose product is annotated as corneodesmosin. Gene Ontology annotation, molecular function: protein homodimerization activity. Bases 1 to 1590 code for a protein of 529 amino acids. Lineage: Eukaryota; Metazoa; Chordata; Mammalia; Primates; Hominidae. The transcript is spliced from 2 exons. The record is from RefSeq and is marked provisional. Gene Ontology annotation, biological process: skin morphogenesis; cell-cell adhesion.